This is a messenger RNA of Symsagittifera roscoffensis, 1365 nucleotides long. Its product is annotated as splicing factor 3B subunit 4-like. Gene Ontology annotation, biological process: positive regulation of mRNA splicing, via spliceosome. NCBI's taxonomy places the organism in Eukaryota, Metazoa, Xenacoelomorpha, Acoela, Convolutidae. The coding region runs from base 30 to 1271 and encodes 413 amino acids. Gene Ontology annotation, cellular component: nucleolus; U12-type spliceosomal complex; U2 snRNP. Gene Ontology annotation, molecular function: RNA binding. The transcript has a single exon. The record is from RefSeq and is a predicted model, not a curated record.
UUAAUGCAUUCUUUUUUCAGUACUCUAAAAUGGCUUCUGCACCAAUUGCAGAGCGAAAUCAAGAUGCAACUGUGUAUGUGGGAAAUUUGGACGAGAAAAUGACGGAAUCACUAAUAUGGGAAUUGUUUUUGCAAGCGGGUCCUGUUACCAACACUCAUAUGCCUAGAGAUCGAAUAUCUCUGCAGCAUCAAGGCUAUGGAUUCGUGGAGUUCCUAAGCGAAGAGGAUGCUGACUAUGCUAUAAAAAUAAUGAAUAUGAUUAAAAUGUUCGGUAAACCCAUUCGGGUGAAUAAAGCUUCUUCUGGUGGUGGAGCAGCGGCACAGCGAAACCUGGAUGUUGGAGCUAACUUGUUUGUUGGUAACCUCGAUCCAGAAGUAGAUGAAAAGUUGAUUUACGACACUUUUAGUGCGUUUGGUGUUAUACUUCAAAUACCCAAAAUCAUGCGAGACCCUUCCUCUGGAAACUCGAAGGGCUUCGCCUUCAUUAACUACGCCAGUUUUGAGGCUUCAGAUGCUGCAAUUGAUGCCAUGAAUGGACAAUAUCUGUGCAACCGACCAAUUACCAUCAGCUAUGCUUUCAAAAAAGAUUCAAGAACAGAACGACAUGGAUCAGCUGCUGAAAGACUGCUGGCUGCUCAAAACCCCGUUGCACAGGCUGAUAAACCACAUCAAUUAUUCGCAGAUGCACCUGCACCCCCUGCAGCUCCAUCUGCCCCAAUGAUGAAUAUGCCACCACCGGCACCUCCGAUGACACCUGAUCUGACAGGAGGACUGAUGCCUCCAGCUCCUAGACCCAUGCCACCUGGACCACCACCUCCAAACUUUCAUCCGCAUUUCGGACCUCCUCAUGGGGCUCCUUCCCCUAUGCCGCCUCGACCUUCCCCAACACCCCCUCCUAUGAGACAAUUCCCUCCUCCUUCUAUGAGUCCAAUGCCACCACAUCCGAACAUGAUGCCGACGCCACCUCCGAGAGGUCCACCUCCACCGAUGCACCCUGGCAUGAUGCGCGGUCCACCUCCGCCUGGUUUUGGAGGUAUGACUCCUCCGCCUCCAAGACCAGGAGGUCCUCCGCCACCUCAUCAUUUUAUGUCACCCACUCCACCGCCACAGGGAUUUAUGCACCCGCCUCACAUGGGUCCACCUCCACCCGGUUGGAGAGGACCUCCACCUCCUAUGAUGACUCCUCCGCCUCCUCCGAUGGGAAUGAUGAACCAGUUCAACCCACCACCACAUGGUCACAUGAAUCCUACACCGCCGCCGCCUCCAAGAUAGUGCUAUCGAAUAACCAAACAUUAUUUUUAUCUGCUGUCGAUAAUUUGAUGUCUUCUUUGUUUUUGUUCAUUUGGAAUAAACUAUUAUAAAGUCA